CUACGCAAUCAGGAGGCGACAACUGACUUGAAAGCAAUAGGAGCCAUGUUAGAAGAGGCAUGGCGGAGGCUCAUGCGGCUCAUGUGAGUGCUUGUGGCUUGAGGCUCAUCUCUCUUGACCAUUUCCAGAUCCUGGAGAGAGUGCCAACAAUGGAUGAUCAAGGAUGCCAAAUCUGAAUAUAGAAGAUGCUUUCUCAAAAGGCUCGGUAUUUAAUCUCCUUCCAAUACUCUGGAACGAUGUAUAGCGGCGUGAUGGAGACGCCUCCUCACCAGGCCACACUCGGAGUGCAAAAUUACUUGGAGAAAGCGGCGGAGAAGCUCCGUCCUUUGGUGCCCGUCAAGUUUGUCAUCUCCAGCCGGACGGACACAGGGGUCCACGCCCUCUGCAAUACAGCCCACAUCGAUAUCGAGAGGUCCGGGGGAAAGCCGCCCUUCUCUGAAAGCGUCCUGGUCCAGGCUCUCAACCGCAACCUUAAGCAUGAGCCCAUCCGCGUUCUUGCUGCUCGCCGCGUCUCGGACACUUUCCACGCACGUUUCUCAGCCUUGUCGAGGACUUACGUCUACCGAGUUGUAACCGGUUGCUCUUGUCCUUCCGACCUGCCGGUCUUUGAGCGGAAUCUCUGCUGGGUGACACAGAGAGGCCAUUUGGACUUGGCCGCUAUGCAGGAAGCAGCAGGGUUGCUGGUGGGCACCCAUGACUUCAGCACCUUCCGCUCUGCUUCCUCCGAAUUACCUGCAAAGAACCCGGUCAAGACAAUUGACCAGCUGGAGAUCAGACCUUCUUCGGGCUUCUUGAUGCACCACGUCAAGAGUAGCGACCUGAAGUUUUGGGAACUGGAAUUCACCAGCCGGUCAUUUCUCUACAAGCAGUGCGGAGGCAACGGGGAUGUCGGGAGAGAAGAGACUGACUACCCAUGAAAGGCAUGACAAUAAGCCUCCUGACUGCUGCUUCUCCUCCAACAAGCCACCUGACUGCUGCUUCUCCUCCUCCAACAAGCCUCCUGACUGCUGCUUCUCCUCCUCCAACAAGCCCCCUGACUGCUGCUUCUCCUCCUCCAACAAGCCCCCUGACUGCUGCUUCUCCUCCUCCAACAAGCCCCCUGACUGCUGCUUCUCCUCCUCCAACAAGCCCCCUGACUGCUGCUUCUCCUCCUCCAACAAGCCCCCUGACUGCUGCUUCUCCUCCUCCAACAAGCUGCCUGACUGCUGCUUCUCCUCCUCCAACAAGCCCCCUGACUGCUGCUUCUCCUCCUCCAACAAGCCCCCUGACUGCUGCUUCUCCUCCUCCAACAAGCCCCCUGACUGCUGCUUCUCCUCCUCCAACAAGCCCCCUGACUGCUGCUUCUCCUCCUCCAACAAGCUGCCUGACUGCUGCUUCUCCUCCUCCAACAAGCCCCCUGACUGCUACUUCUCCUCCUCCAACAAGCCUCCUAACUGCUGCUUCUCCUCCAACAAGCCUCCUGACUGCUGCUUCUCCUCCUUCAACAAGCCUCCUGACUGCUGCUUCUCCUCCUCCAACAAGCCUCCUGACUGCUGCUUCUCCUCUUCCUCCCUCCCCCUUCCAUAUGGCGCCUGGAAGUAGGGGCGCCUUGGUGUCUUCGUUUUGUGGCCUGUUUCUGGAGUUAUUUGGGGGGCUGAUUCAGAAAAUUGCAUUGGGUGCAAAGUGGGUGCUGGAGCAAUCCAGGGGGGUGGUGAUGGCACCUAUUAGGACACGGGGGCGAGGCCAGGGGAGGGGCGGAGCCUCUUCCCAAGUGCCAGAGACAGGGCUGAGCACCUGAGACACCUGUUAGGACAUGGGGCGGAGCUAGAGGAGUGGGCGUGGCUUCUUCCCAAGAGCCCGAGACAGGGCUGAGAAUCUAUACUUCUCCUGAGGUGCCUGUUAGGAGACAGAGGUGGAGCUAGGGAAGGGGGCGGGGCCUCCUUCCAAGAGCCCAAGACAGGGCUGAGCCUCUAUACUUCUCUUGGGAGGCCUUUUAGGACUAAAGGGCGGGGCUAGAGGUGGGGGCGGGGCCUCCUUCCAAGAGCCUGAGACAGGGCUGAGCCUCUAUACUUCCCUUGAGAGGCCUUUUAGGACUAAAGGGUAGGGCUAGGGGCGGGGCCUAGAACACGUGGGCGGGGUAUAGAGGUUCAGUCCCGCCAGGCACUUGGGAAGAGGCCCUGCCCCCUCCUCUAGCCCCGCCCCGUGUCCUGGCUGGCUCUGCAGGACAGGGAUAGAAGCUCAGCCCUGCCUCAGAGCUUGUAACUCCGCCCAUCCCAGUCCUGGCUGCCUAUUUGUGGCCCCGCCCACCUCCCCCUCCCAGCCCUGCAUCUUGGACUAGGGGAGAGGCUCAGCCCCGCCCACCCCUCUAAGCCACGCCCCCUUUUCAACGGGUGCUGAGUAAUAUUUUUUUCUGGAAAGGGGGCAGUAGGCCAAAUAAGUUUGGGAACCACUGGGAUAGACCAUAUCAGCUCUAGAUUAUUAAAUAUGGUUUUCUUUGGGAGAGCAGAUGGCGACUACUGGAUGGCAUAUGUUCUGUACCAGAAACUAGAGCUGAUGUGGGCUAUCCAAUGCAAUUUUCUGAAUCAGCACCCCAAAUAACCAAACUGACUUUAAAGUUGGCCAGAAAACUAUUCUUAACCCUUUUGGUACUAACGUUGGAGAGUGGUCCCUGGUCCAAGUGGUCCCUGGUCCAAGUGGUCCCUGGUCCAAGUGGUCCCUGGUCCAAGUUGUCCCUGGCCCAAGUGGUCCCUGGUCCAAGUGGUCCCUGGUCCAAGUGGUCCCUGGUCCAAGUGGUCCCUGGUCCAAGUGGUCCCUGGUCCAAGUGGUCCCUGGUCCAAGUGAUCCCUGGUCCAAGUGAUCCCUGGUCCAAGUGGUCCAUGGUCCAAGUAGUGGUCCCUAGUCCAAGUGGUGACCCCUGGUCAAAAAAGGUUGGGAACCACUGCUCUACUUAAAUAAAUACCUCCAAAGAAGGAGACUCCACGGCAGCGUAGUCCACUCUUGAACAGUUCUGACCGUUAGGAAGUUCUUACAAAUAUUCUGCAACUUGAAUUCAUUGCUCCAUUGUGUCCUAAUCUCAGGAUCAGCAGAAACACACUUGCCUCCUUCUCAACGUGACAUCCUUUCAAAUAUUUAAACAUGGCUCUUGUGUCCUCAUCUCUCAACCUUCAACAUCCACAGCUCCUCAAGGUGCUCCUCAGAGGCCUUGGCUUCCAGACCGUUGACUAUUUUGUUCACUCUCCUUCUUCUGGACACAGGCUCAUGCAAGUCGUGUCCAUCUCCCAAAGCUGGACCUUCUCCAUCAUCUCCUCUUUCCUGUCCUUCCAGGUCCGCCGCAUGGCUGGGGUGUUGGUGGCCGUGGGCCAGCACCGCCUGGAUCCUGAGUGCGUGAAGACGCUCCUGGAUAUCCGUGACUUGAUGGCUUAUCCCCCAAGCACCAUUGCACCAGCAUGUGGCCUCUUUCUGAAGAA
Molecule: messenger RNA, 3446 nt
Organism: Anolis carolinensis (green anole)
Lineage: Eukaryota; Metazoa; Chordata; Lepidosauria; Squamata; Anolidae
Gene: pusl1
Product: pseudouridine synthase like 1
Exons: 7
Coding region: 186-917 (243 amino acids)
Biological process (GO): tRNA pseudouridine synthesis
Molecular function (GO): pseudouridine synthase activity; RNA binding
Source: RefSeq, a predicted model, not a curated record